AAAUGAGUGAUGUCGGUUGUUGUGCGGCUGUGUAGUUAUUCCCUUAGGAUUUUAUAUGAUUUUGCCCUUGUUCUUGUUGUCAUAGCUAUUCAGACAAAACUUGAAACGCAUAAUGUUAUCCCAUACACAAAAACGAGUUUUGAAAUACGUCGAGGCAGGUAGUUUCUUGAAGCUGAAGUCAUAUUUGCGGAAGCAUAAAGACGUCGAUGUUAAUUUCUCUCAAGGCAAAAAAGAGAGAACACCGUUGCAUGUGUCUUGUUCGCGGGGGGACGACUUGGUCCUGCGGCUCUUACUGAAGCAUGGGGCUGAAGUCCUUCGUAAGGACCGUAAAGGAGACACAGUAUUACAUAUAGCGGCCAACAGAGCGCUUAAACAUGGACGAACAGCUUAUGAGGACCUUGUUAUCCCUCUGCGGAACAGCUGCCCUGAAGCGAUGCAAGCACCGAACUCUGCUGGCGUCACACCGGAGGACCUCCUGCAGUGGAUGAAAGAUGACCAGCCCAGGCCCAGCAAGAGCCAGCAGCCUGUGGCUGACCCGGAGAAGGAGUGGAGAGAGAAGCUCUUUGGAGAAUGUGAAAACGACUUCUAUGAAAGCUUUGGCGUAUAUGAAGCCGAUAACCUGGCCCUCGACGACGAAGAGGAGGACUUCGGAGACUGGGCCGACCAAAUCAGGAACGAGUAUUUCGAGAAAAAGAACGCAGAGGCUCAGAGGCUAGCCGCCUCGGGCUCCAGCCGGAAGAGGGGGAAGAGCAGCAAGGAGAAGGAGGAAGAGGAGCAAGCCUACAAGGCGCUGCACGAGAAGCUGCAGAAGGAGCACGAGGAGUACCUGGCCCGGGCCAAGCGCAAGGAGGAGGAGACCCGCCUGGCCAAGAAGCGCCGCUACGACAAGAAGUGCGAGGAGACCUUCAAGAGCGGGGCUGGGGCCAGCGCCACCGCCACCGCCCGGACCCCCAGUGCUAAGCUGGGCUACGGGGACAUCCCCUGGCCGGCCCCCCGAGGCACGGUGGCGGACAUGCUGGAGGUGAUGCUGACCGGGGCCGACCGCACGGACCUGCCCACCUUCCGGAAGCUGCUGAAGAGGCAGCAGACGCUGUGGCACCCGGACAGGUUCGCCCAGCGGUGCGGCUCGCGGCUGCAGGAGACGGACCGGAAGAAGAUCCUGGACACGGUCACGGCUCUCUCGCAGGAGCUCAACAGACUGGCGCAGACUCUGAGGGACUAGGGGGAACGAGGAAGGGGAAGGAGGUCAGACGAGAUCGUGCCAUAGAAGAGGGAGACGCAAGAUUCACCUGCGUCCCUGAAGACAGAAAAAAUGGUCAGAGAGCAUUUGGAACGUGGCAAUUAUUUUUUGACUUGUUGUCAUGAUUCAUCAUUCUUUCAAUCUUGAAUUAAAAAAUACUACCUCUGUUCCAUUUCUUUAAAAGUAUUGUGAUAUACAAUUUUAAGUUAAAAUGAUUUGGUUAACCAUUUUUAAAUGUCAAAUUUGUGUAGAUAUUUCCUUCAGCUGGACAGUUUCAGUGCAUUGAAAUGCAUUUGCACAACGUGUCGUAUUUGUAGAUUUUUUACCAUAAAAUAACAAUGUCUUCUAAUUGUGACUGCAUAUAUUAUAAGAAUACAUGGUUUAGACACUAUUGCAAACAUGCUUUUUUUUUAUACAGUUCGAUUGGAAGAGAUGAAUCGCCACAAAAAACAGCCGCUAGUCCUGAAAAAGCGAUGCGCAGGUUGCCAGAUUUUUGAAUAUCCCUCUUUGUAUCGUCCGCACACUACAUGAUGUGGUUUGUUUAUGUGGGUAGCGCUACCGAAAUUGCAUGGCAACAGUA
This is a messenger RNA of Gadus chalcogrammus (walleye pollock), 1820 nucleotides long. RefSeq names its product nuclear factor of kappa light polypeptide gene enhancer in B-cells inhibitor-like 1 (gene nfkbil1). The record is from RefSeq and is a predicted model, not a curated record. Gene Ontology annotation, molecular function: protein binding. Gene Ontology annotation, biological process: canonical NF-kappaB signal transduction. The coding region runs from base 113 to 1222 and encodes 369 amino acids. The transcript has 4 exons. Lineage: Eukaryota; Metazoa; Chordata; Actinopteri; Gadiformes; Gadidae.